AUGGCGGCUCUUCAAACUUUCUUGCUGACUCUACUUGCAGCAGCUACGGUCGCAGGUUCUGAUAACCUGAGGCUUUGCUUGCAGGAGGCUGUGACGAGUAGCGGCCGAGUCGCGUUUGCCGGUGAUCUUCUGUACCAGGCUGUAGAUGUGGACGUCUAUAAUCUGGACUACCCUAUCACUCCUGCGGCUGUCACUUUCCCUACCACAGCAGAGCAAGUAUCGGCCAUUGUCAAGUGCGCCGCUGACAAUGGAUAUCCUGUCCAGGCCAAGAGUGGCGGCCAUAGCUACGGCAACUAUGGUCUCGGCGGAGUCGACGGUGCCGUUGUCGUUGAUAUGAAGGAAUUCCAGCAGUUCUCCAUGAAUACCUCAACCUGGGAAGCAACUAUUGGCAGUGGCACGCUUUUGACUGAUGUGACCAAGCGUCUUCACAACGCUGGCGGCCGGGCCAUGGCACAUGGCACAUCCCCACAGAUUGGAGCCGGCGGCCACUUCACCAUUGGAGGCCUGGGCCCGACCGCACGGCAUUUUGGUAUGGCACUGGAUCAUGUACUAGAAGCAGAAGUGGUCCUGGCCAAUGGCAGUAUCGUACGGGCAUCGGAUACGCAGUACCAGGACGUUUUCUGGGCUAUCAAAGGUGCAGCAUCAGGUUUCGGGAUUGUCACCGAGUUUAUAGUCCGCACUGAACCCGAACCUGGCACUGCGGUGCAAUAUGAGUUCAGUCUGGAAAUUGGCUCUACUGAGGAGCGCGCUACUUUAUUCAAACAAUGGCAGGCUUAUGUCUCUAACCCGGACUUGACCUGGAAGCUUGCAUCAACGCUUACCCUUGCCGUGGAUAGUUUAAUUAUCUCAGGAACCUAUUUCGGUACGAAAGCGGAGUAUGACAAGCUGGAUAUCGGUUCUCAGUUCCCUGGCGCGAACGGUACCGCGAUCGUCUUCGAGGAUUGGCUUGGUCUCGUCGGCGAAUGGGCCGAGGAAGUAGCCUUGGAAUUAGGAGGCGGGAUCCCAGUUCAUUUCUACUCCAAGUCCACAGCUAUGACAUCGAAGACAUUGAUGAAUAAUGAGACGAUCGACAAAUUUUUCGAGUACGUCGAUUCUACCGCCCAGGGCACGUUGCUGUGGUUCCUUAUCUUCGACUUUGAGGGUGGUUACACAAACACGAUCGCAUCGGACGCGACAUCCUACGCGCAUCGCGAUGCGCUCAUUUGGCUUCAGACAUACUCUAUCAACUUGCUUAGUGAUGUGACCCAGACUCAGAUCGAUUUCUUGGAUGGUAUCAAUGAAAUCGCUACGAGUGAUGAGGCUCCGUAUGCUGCGUACCCCGGAUACGUCGAUCCUCGCUUGUCCAAUGGCGCUGAGGCGUAUUGGGGUGAUAACUUGCCCCGACUGCAGCAGAUUAAAGAGGAGAUCGAUCCUAAUAAUGUGUUCCGCAACCCACAGAGCCCUUUACCUGCGUAA
Messenger RNA from Penicillium odoratum, 1455 nucleotides. Its product is annotated as FAD-binding oxidoreductase. Bases 1 to 1455 code for a protein of 484 amino acids. Gene Ontology annotation, molecular function: oxidoreductase activity; FAD binding. The record is from RefSeq and is a predicted model, not a curated record. The transcript has 2 exons. Lineage: Eukaryota; Fungi; Ascomycota; Eurotiomycetes; Eurotiales; Aspergillaceae.